Molecule: messenger RNA, 2722 nt
Organism: Cyprinodon variegatus (sheepshead minnow)
Lineage: Eukaryota; Metazoa; Chordata; Actinopteri; Cyprinodontiformes; Cyprinodontidae
Gene: nr2c1
Product: nuclear receptor subfamily 2 group C member 1
Exons: 14
Coding region: 217-2049 (610 amino acids)
Biological process (GO): negative regulation of transcription by RNA polymerase II; anatomical structure development; cell differentiation
Molecular function (GO): nuclear receptor activity; zinc ion binding; RNA polymerase II cis-regulatory region sequence-specific DNA binding
Source: RefSeq, a predicted model, not a curated record
GGACGCACACCGCAGCUGUCUCUAUGCGCAUGCGCGACAAACCCUCUAUUGAUAAAAAAAAGGUCACGAACUCUGACCCUCCCAACAGCCGCAGAAAACACAAUAUUAUUUCAUUAAAAGCAGGACCCUUUCUUACACAUCGACUUUUCAACAGGUGUGUAUUCCUCAUGGGGCACUGAUGUGAGGAGCAGCGGAUGAAGGUGUGCACACAAUAGGAUGGAUGGACUGACUCACAAGAUUCAGCUUGUGUCUGCAGACAACAACAUGGCUUUAGGACAUCGGAUCCAGAUCGUAACUGAUCAGCAGACUGGACAGAGGAUCCAAAUAGUAACAGCACUUGAACCACCUUCCCCUGGGAAACAGCAGUUUAUCUUAGCGAAUGCCGACUAUUCCCCCGGCGGGAAGGUAAUUCUGGCCAAGCAGGAAGGCUCUCCCAACAAGGUGAUACUGGCCUCUUCUGACGGCUCCGGGGUGAACCAGCUGCUCUUCGCUGCCCCUGAACUGGCAGGACAGCAGAUCCAGUUUGUGACCGAAGGCGCAGACCAGUCUCUUGUCAAGCCGAUGGUGGAGUACUGCGUUGUUUGUGGCGACAAGGCAUCAGGGCGUCAUUAUGGAGCUGUCAGCUGCGAGGGCUGCAAGGGCUUCUUCAAGCGUAGCAUAAGGAAGAACCUGGUGUAUACGUGCAGAGGCUCCGGAGAGUGCGCAAUUAAUAAACUACACCGAAACCGCUGCCAGUACUGCCGACUGCAGCGCUGCAUAGCUCUGGGCAUGAAACAGGAUUCUGUGCAGUGUGAACGGAAACCUGUCGAAGUUGCCACCAGAGAGAAAUCGGUGAACUGUGCGGCCUCUACGGAAAAGAUCUACAUCCGGAAGAAUCUUUGUAGCCCUCUGGCUGCCACGCCCACGUUUGUCUCUGAGAAGGAAACUGCUCGAUCCACUAGUUUGCUUGAGUCCAGCAUGAUGCUCAACAUCCAGCAGCCGUUCCCUAAGCUGGAAAAUACAAUCCUGAUUCCUGCCUCCCCUGAUAAAGAUGAUCUGUCUCAGGGGGAUCUUGGUACGUUGGCAAAUGUAGUUACAUCCCUUGCUCACCUUAACAAGACGAGGGAGCUAAGUGACGGUGGGAAUGACGCAAUGGGAGCUGAAACGCUCAGCAAUGGUGAUAGCUCUAUGACUGACAUGCAAGGCGACGAUCAGAACACGAGCGAUAUCACCAGAGCUUUUGACACGUUAGCCAAAGUCCUACAUCCUGAUGACGGCUCAGCUGGGGAGUCCUUAGAAACCACCAUGCAGCUGAUGUCAGGAGACCAGUCGGGUCCGGUGAUAGAGCUGGAUGGGCCGCUGCUCUCUGAGAGCCACAUCCCUUUCAAGCUUAUGAUGCCAUUGCCUGUACCAGAGUACCUCAAUGUCAACUACAUCUGUGAGUCGGCGUCCCGGCUACUUUUUCUCUCUAUGCACUGGGCACGCUCCAUACCUGCCUUCCAAACCUUAGGAGGCCAGGAUAAUGAUAUUAACUUGAUGAAGGCCUGCUGGAAUGAGCUUUUCGCCCUGGGUCUGGCACAGUGCUCCAACGUUAUGAAUGUUGGUACCAUCCUAAGUGCCAUUAUCAAUCAUCUGCAGACCAGCUUACAGGAAGAGAAGCUGUCACAGGAGAGAGGGAAAGUAGUAAUGGAGCACAUCUGGAGGAUGCAGGAGUUCUGUAACAGCAUGUCCAAGUUGGCCCCAGACUCUUAUGAAUAUGCCUACCUCAAAGCAGUUGUCCUCUUUAGCCCAGAUCACCCUGGUAUAGAUAACAUCCCACAGAUAGAGAUGUUCCAGGAAAAAGCCUACAUGGAGCUGCAGGACUACGUUACAAGGACAUACCCAGACGACUCUUAUCGGUUAUCCAAGCUGUUGGUGCGUCUUCCGGCCCUCAGGCUAAUAAGUGCAGCUGUCACAGAGGAGCUGUUUUUCGCCGGGCUUAUCGGCAACGUGCAGAUUGACAGCAUCAUCCCUUACAUCCUCAAAAUGGAAUCCACUGAUUAUAACAGCCAAACAGUCUCUGGCGUCUGACACACUGGGACAAUUUUUUUUAAAAACAAUAUCUGGAUUGUGGAAGGUUGACUAACAAAGCAUUUCGAGAACUCAUCAAGCCGGUUUUUGUAUGAGUAUAACAAACUAGAUUUCAUGACUCAUUAUCCGUUUGUAUCUCUUAGCUUCUCCUGCCUUCUCUUUAAGCCGUUGGUUGAGCUCAGCUCACGAAUGGGACAACCUCCCAAGACGUUAAGAAUUCAAUUCUUAAAAGCUGCAAAGCAGAUUUAGCUUUUUAUUGUAUAGUAUUUUAUGCUUCAUACCCGUUAAGCCUGUUUUUCUGAGAAAAAAAAAAACUCAGUUGUAUUUUGAAUGAAUCGCACGGCUUGUGUUUGUUUUUCUUUUUUUUUUUUUUUAUUCAUUACUUCUCCAACUGGGCCAUAUUUUUUUUCUAAAUGUUAGAAUGAUCCUAAGGAAAGAAAAUGUGAAAUUUGAGAUUCUAUCAUUGAAGGUUACUACCUUUAUGUGUAAUCCAACAGAUUGGCAGCAUCAUGUGUCAAAUGACAUGGUGUGGAUCUGAUGUAACUAUGUAUAUAUAUUUAUAUAUAAAGUACACCAAAAAAAAUAGAGCUAUUCAGGCAACAUUUGGUAGUUUGUGUAUGCUGUCAUUUUGGGCGAUGACGUGAAAAUGGACAGACGAUUAUGUCAUACCGAA